This is a messenger RNA of Oppia nitens, 1293 nucleotides long. RefSeq names its product arrestin domain-containing protein 3-like. NCBI's taxonomy places the organism in Eukaryota, Metazoa, Arthropoda, Arachnida, Sarcoptiformes, Oppiidae. The record is from RefSeq and is a predicted model, not a curated record. Gene Ontology annotation, biological process: protein transport. Gene Ontology annotation, cellular component: cytoplasm. The transcript has 9 exons. The coding region runs from base 93 to 1271 and encodes 392 amino acids.
GGACACUUUUAUUGCUUGUUUAAUAUGUAAACAUAUAAUACUUAUUGCAUUUCCAAUAUAACGAUGAAAUCAUUGUAUUAAAUGAUAUCGUAAUGGAUUACAUCCAACAAUUUGAUAUCCGAUUGGAGCGGGAGAUGUAUUAUGCGGGCGAAACACUUACGGGUCACGUCAUACUCGACACAAACGAAAAUUUUAAACUUAAAGCAAUUAGAGUAUUAUUAAGAGGUAAAGCACACUCCGAGUGGAAAGUUGUGGUCAGCGGUGAGCGGAGGACUGUUAAGGACGACCAGGUUUUCGUUGAUGAGCGCACAACCAUUUGGGACAAAGGAGAGGGUCUAUCAAUCCUUCCUCGAGGUCAUCACUCAUUUCCCUUUAAAUUUCAUUUACCGGAAAGUUGUCUGCCGUGUAGUUUUGAAGCCAAACCCUGUACUGUUAGAUAUUAUGUUAAGGUAACCAUUGAUAUUCCUUACGCAUCACCGCCUCAGGGCAUGAAAUAUUUUACUAUAAUUGGACCACAUAUUGAUUGUAUGGAUGAACAAUACCUCAAACCGCUAAUAGGUUCCGACAGAAGAUCUAUUUGCUGUCUGUGCUGUCAAAGAGGUGUCGUUAGUCUGAAAACAUUAGUGGAAAGAACAGCCUAUUGUUGCGGUGAAAGUAUUCGUCUUAAAGCAGAUAUUGAUAAUCAAAGUGAGGAAAAUGUAAGACUUAAGCUAAAACUUGUUCAGUAUGUGGAGUUUUAUAUAGAACGUGGAGUAUUAGGUCUAAACAAAGAAGUUAAUCAUACGGUUCUUGAAUAUAGAGGCGAUUGUAUCCAACCCUUCCAGAAGUGGCGUUUUGAGAGCUCAAACAGUUUUGUAGUACCAGUAAUGCCACCGACACUGGUAGGCAUUUGCAGAUUACUACAGAUUUAUUACGUACUCAAGGUUUGGGUAGAAAUGGAAAAAUCUGGAGAUGAUCUGCACAUGAAUUUUCCGCUAACAAUAGCUACCUGUCCUUUCAGAAUACCAAACUCUAAUCAACAGCCAAUCAUUGAUUACGAUGUUUGUUGUGAUCACGUCGAGGGAGGUCUAUAUAUAGGACCUGAAUUUCAAUUAGGACAGGUAUAUGAUGGUUCAUUAGGUAUGGAUAAUGGGGAAACUGUAGUUCUUUACCGACCCGUCUAUGUAUGCGUCCGUAAGAAUGAUACCGAAAGUGUUAAUGAAUCCUACGAAUCAAAACACAUGCCGGUGCCCAGUGCCGGACCCAGUUGUAGUCUCACUAAUAGUUGCUGAACUAACACACAUACACACACAC